Messenger RNA from Galendromus occidentalis (western predatory mite), 1390 nucleotides. RefSeq names its product receptor expression-enhancing protein 5. The transcript is spliced from 3 exons. NCBI's taxonomy places the organism in Eukaryota, Metazoa, Arthropoda, Arachnida, Mesostigmata, Phytoseiidae. The coding region runs from base 151 to 672 and encodes 173 amino acids. The record is from RefSeq and is a predicted model, not a curated record.
ACUGUUGCCAGCCCGUAUCCGCUGAUGACAAUGAUCUCUCAUUGAGGGAGGCCAUUUUGAUUCGGAGAGUCGCCGACUACACAUAGGUCCGUCCACACCGAGUUUCUUGAGGAAAAACUUUUGUGUUCCACUGUCCACAGAACAGCAACGAUGCCUUCCGUAGACGAACUCUUCGUUCACUGCGAGAAGUUCGCGGCAGGACUUCCGAGCCCGCUGCAAGGGCUGCUCGACAAAGCCUCGAAAGCCACGAAGGUUCCCAGAUCGAAGCUCGUCGCAGGUUUCUUGGCCCUAGCUGCACUGUACAUGAUAUUCGGAUACUUCGCGGCGUUCAUCUGUAACUUCGUCGGAUUUGCUCUACCUGCCUACUGGUCCAUGUCAGCCAUUGAGUCGUCGAAUAAGAACGAUGACACCAAAUGGCUCACCUACUGGGUAGUUUUCGCCGCCUUCAGCUGCGUCGAUUUCUUCGCAGACGGCAUCUUCGCGUACUUCCCUCUAUACUGGCUCACCAAGGUGAUCUUCCUCGCUUGGUGUUUCGCCCCCACGGAGGCGAAUGGGUCGCAGGUGAUCUACACUAAGAUUCUUCGGCCGUACUUCCUGAAAAAGCAGAACCAGAUCGACAAAGCCAUGCAGAAGGGAGCCGACGUCGUGAGCAACCUCGUGAAGAUGGAUUAGGGCCCGUGUGGGAGUUUUGGUGCGAAAUCGAAAGACAGGCAACUCAGAUUCCACAUUUACUCACGCAGCGUCUAUAUCUACCAUAAUUUCGUGUAACCACCCGACCCACCCCUUCCUCGGAGAGAAACCUACUGGAACAUCUCCAUUAGUCCACAUAUACAUAUAUAUAUAUAUAUCUUUCUACGAACUUGUCUUUUGAGUCGAUCUUGAUGAUUGAUAAGAGCCGGUGUCAGCUUCCCAAACGGUUGGGUCUCGCGCUCCGGAAGAGCUCGGGAACCGGAGGUCGCGUCCCCUCCUCUUCGUCCCAGCUCGAUCGGUCGCUUGCUGAGGUUUCGCCGCCACGGAAAUUUCUUUAAGACCAGCGAAUGAACAUUUCUAAGAGCCCUUCCGCUGCCACAAACUUCAGCUUCGGACGAGUUUCGUUGAGAUGAACAUCCAUGUGCUGUUUGGAUCAUUCUUGGUAGCGUCAAUUAUAACAUCGAUCGCCUCCGUUUGGGUAGCUCGUACACGAAUACUUUCCAAGUAUGGCGAUCCCGACGCGACGUCAACAUGGUGUUAGGUGUACUUCUCCUCCUUUUUUAUACAAUUUUUGUUUGAGAAGCCUCAAAUUAUCGACAGACCCUAUAUGCGACGGCGCUGCGCGCUUCGAUCAUAUAUUCUCAACAAAGCAUCCCAGCUAUCAAAUAAAGAUGUGUACAGAGGAAGUGUCAGGUAACAA